AGAAGAGCAAGCCAUCGUCAAAGAGAAGGACGGUCAUCGGUCGAAACUUGGCAUCAGAGUUCAAGUGGUCAAUAGGCUAUCUUUUCGUGACCAUCGUACAACUGAAUGGCAGGUUCCAAGGAAGAUCUUCCUGUAACAUGUCACGAGGUCAGCAGCACUUUUCCAGGGAGCUAGAAAGUAGAGGUGUACAUACAAGUCUUACGGAACCAAAAAAAGCCGUGCAGGAGUUUGUGUUGGGAAGCGGGCAUGACUUCAUAGUUGCCAAAAAUGAGGACAUAUGGGAGAGCGGGGAGACUUUGGGGUCAAACGAGAACGAAAGCUAG
This is a messenger RNA of Acaulospora colombiana, 323 nucleotides long. The record is from the annotation of a GenBank genome assembly. Lineage: Eukaryota; Fungi; Glomeromycota; Glomeromycetes; Diversisporales; Acaulosporaceae.